AUGAAGUACGGUUUGCCUUUGCGAAUAAUUGGUCUAGCGUACCUGUUACUGCUGUUUAGGGUACGUAGGGUAAUCGGGUGGGAGCUGUCAUAUGAGGAGUACCAUGCAGCGCAUCUUAACGAAGCCAUCAACUUAGACGACGAUUGGGACAAAACUACCAAAAACCUGCUGUUACCGUUUAAUAGAACUCGCGUACCCGGAUCGAAAGGUUCGCGCGAGAUCCAGCGCUUCAUCAUCGAUCAUUUCAACAAGACGCUGGCGGGAGAGUGGGUCGUUGAGACGCAACCUUUUGAGGAAAACGGUUACCACUUCAACAACCUCGUUAUGACGUUACAAAACAACGCGAGCGAGUACAUAGUGCUUGCCGCUCAUUAUGACACGAAGAUAGCGCCCACAGGGAUGGUGGGCGCUAUCGACAGUGCAGCCUCGUGUGCCGCGUUGCUGUAUACGGCCCAGUUCCUAACGCACAUCGCGUGCCACGAGCGCUCGAGAGGGUACAGUGAGCUAGAGUCAAACGCAGUAGUAACGAGUUCUACCAUGGGUGUAAAGAUUGUGUUCUUUGAUGGAGAGGAGGCCAUUGAAGAGUGGGGGCCCGAGGACUCGAUUUAUGGAGCACGGCGAUUAGCCGCCCAAUGGCUUGCUGACGGUACGAUGACACGUAUUCGCCUGCUAUUGCUUCUGGAUCUAUUAGGAAGUGGCGAAGAGGAGCCAAUAGUGCCCAGCUACUAUGCAGAAACACAUCAAGAAUACCAACUGCUCAAUCGAAUAGAAGACGAUUUGUUAUUCCGGCGAGGAGAUGAAACUGAUACCGAAUCGCCAUUAGCCGCCCAAGUCGCGUGUCAACGCAAACGCCUGGACCCGACUGACUACCGGUUUUUGGGGCUAGGACAUUCGGUCAUCGGAGACGACCACACGCCAUUCCUGGCCGCUGGAGUACCCGUAUUACAUGCAAUCCCACUGCCAUUUCCGAGCACAUGGCACACCGUGGAGGAUGACUUCCGGCACUUGGACGCCGCGGAGGCUCGUCACUGGACGCUGCUGGUGUGCGAAUUUGUAGUACGGUCACUGGCCUCUCGUAAGCCGUGA
Saccharomyces paradoxus is the source of this 1086-nucleotide messenger RNA. RefSeq lists its product as uncharacterized. Lineage: Eukaryota; Fungi; Ascomycota; Saccharomycetes; Saccharomycetales; Saccharomycetaceae. Bases 1 to 1086 code for a protein of 361 amino acids. The transcript has a single exon. The record is from RefSeq and is a predicted model, not a curated record. Gene Ontology annotation, molecular function: zinc ion binding; glutaminyl-peptide cyclotransferase activity.